Messenger RNA from Knipowitschia caucasica, 306 nucleotides. The record is from the annotation of a GenBank genome assembly. NCBI's taxonomy places the organism in Eukaryota, Metazoa, Chordata, Actinopteri, Gobiiformes, Gobiidae.
AUGGAACACAUGCCACGGAAGAACAGCACUGUCCCCUGGGCCCCUAGUCCCUCAGGGCUCCUGGCUCCUGGACCAGCAGAGGACUACAGGAGGAAGAACAAGUUCAUAGAAUCAGUUCCACAGAGUUGUCAACAGACGCUGGGGUCCUGGCUGCAGCUGGAGCUGGGGGCCUCCUCCUCGGGCCCUGGGCCCUUAUCACAGGGGACACAGGGGACCUCCUCACUGGGGGCCUCACUGGGAGCCUCCCUGGGCUCCGGUCCCUCCUCGCUAGGCACCGGGCUCUCCUCCCUCUGGCCCCUGCGUUGA